AAAACACAAAAAACAUGUAGCAGCGCUGUGCCGUCGUCGAAGUAGGCUAAUUUUAGAAAAGCACAUGUUGUUCUUAUGUUGGUUUGGUCCUGGUACCAUCAGUUCUCUUUAGUGUUUGCCAAUGUUGGAGGUGUAACUGGGGUCUGGCCCUGGACGAAGCGAUAGAGCAUGGCUCAAGUGAAAGUGCAGACAUCAGCCCCCUUGUCUGGACCUGGCCUGACCGCCGUUGCGCCCGCUGUGGCCAUGCCCAGCCCAGGAGCUCUGGGUCUGCAGCCCACCAUCAAUGGCACAGUGCCAGCCACAACGCCCACCUGCCCCAGCCCUGCCUCUGGCUUUGUGGACUCCACUGUACCAGCCAGCCCAUCAGGCCCUCCUCAAGAAAACAUGGCAAACCCUAAAGAGAAAACUCCCAUGUGUUUGGUGAAUGAGUUAGCCCGUUUCAACAGGAUUCAACCUCAAUACAAGUUGCUGAAUGAGAAAGGGCCAGCACAUGCUAAGAUCUUCACGGUGCAGCUGUGCUUGGGUAACCAGUUAUGGGAGUCAGAAGGCAGCAGCAUCAAAAAGGCUCAGCACUCUGCAGCUACCAAGGCCCUGACAGAGAGCGUUCUCCCCCGGCCUCCUCCCCGCUCACCUAAAGAUGACAGCAACAGCAACCCAGGCAGCAUCACUCCUACAGUGGAGUUGAAUGGCUUGGCCAUGAAGCGAGGGGAGCCAGCUAUCUACAGACCCCUGGACCCCAAACCCAUUCCCAACUACAGAGCCAAUUACAACUUUAGAGGAAUGUUCAACCAGAGGUACCAUUACCCAGUGCCUAAGGUAUUUUAUGUGCAGCUGACUGUGGGGAACAAGGAGUUUAUCGGAGAGGGGCGGACUCGCCAAGCUGCCCGACACAAUGCGGCCAUGAAAGCCCUUCAGGCCCUGACGAACGAACCCAUUCCAGAGAGACCACCUCAGUGUUCAGAGGAGAAGAAAGAAACGGAGGAGAACAGCGAUGCCAGCAAAUCUGAGAUCAGCCUGGUCUACGAGAUCGCCCUUAAAAGGAACCUGCCUGUUAACUUUGAGGUGCUAAAGGAAAGUGGACCCCCGCACAUGAAGAGUUUCCUCACACGUGUGAUGGUGGGGGAGUUCUCUGCCGAGGGUGAGGGGAAUAGUAAGAAACUCUCUAAAAAGAGAGCAGCCCUCUCCAUCCUGCAGGAACUGAAGAAACUGCCAGUGCUUCCUGUUGUGGAGAAACCCAAAGUGCAUUACAAGAAGCGGCCUAAGACCAUAUUAAAGACAGGACCAGAGUAUGGACAGGGCAUGAACCCUAUUAGCAGACUGGCUCAGAUUCAACAGGCCAAAAAGGAGAAGGAGCCCGAAUAUAUGCUGCUUUCAGAGAGAGGGAUGCCUCGCCGGAGAGAAUUCAUCAUGCAGGUGAAAGUAGGUACCGAGGUGACUACAGGAACUGGACCCAAUAAAAAAGUGGCCAAGCGUAAUGCUGCUGAGGCCAUGCUGCUUCAACUGGGCUACAAGGCGUCUACACCAUUACAGAACACUCCAGAAAAGAUGGACAACAAAGGCUGGAAUGGACAAAGGGCUGCUUUUCCUGAAACAACGACCAACACACAAAAAGGAAUUCUUCACCUCUCCCCGGAUGUGUAUCAAGAAAUGGAAGCGAGCCGGAAUAAGGGAGUCCCCGGUGCCCCUGGAAACUACCUGACACCCAAAGACAUUGGCCAAGGGUCCACAGCACCAUUCUACACCCCGUCGGUGGGCAACACCGCUACCAUCGCAAGAGAGCUGCUGCUGAGCGGAACUUCGCCCACCGCUGAGGCCCUGAUCUUGAAGGGAAAAGCACCUGCUUUGGCCUGUGGCUCCAUCCAGCCUUCCCAGCAGCUGGAGUACUUAGCCCACAUUCAAGGCUUCCAGGUGCAGUACUCAGAUCGGCAAACUGACAAAGAGUUCAUGACCUACCUGACCCUCUCACCUGUGCAGAUGACCUUCCACGGCAUUGGGAGCUCCAUUCCAGCUAGCCACGACCAGGCUGCUCUUAGUGCCUUGAAACAGCUGUCAGAACAAGGACUGGACCCGGUGGAUGGACCAAUCAAGGUAGAGAAUGGAUCAUGUGACAUGUAUGUACAAACAGAGUCACAAGCGAAACGUCUGGCCGAGCGGACGGACAGCAAACCGACUAACUCAGGCACCACUGCUCAGGACUGCAAGGAUUCAAAGGCCGUCGUCUAGGAGCUGAACCCACCCUUCCGCCCCGUCCCCCGAAAGCCCCCACGACCGCCGCUGCAUCCUUCUACACGUGUCAACAUGCAAUAUGGUGGAUGUGUCCCAUGAUAUGAAAUGACAAAAAAUGCAUUCUUUGAGUCUAUGUGAAGACAACACUAUCUUAACACAACAUUUAUUUACACUAGAGUUAACUAAAAAGAGCAAGCAAGUGAACUUAAAAAAAAAUAUAAUGCAUGGUAAUGUUUGAAAAUUAAGGGAAAUUUCCCCAUUUGAUAGAUGUUUGAAUAUUAUUUUCACCUUGCCUCCAAGUGAUAUGGAUUUAAACAGGCUUAUGUCAUGCCAUUAGUAUACAAAAAAAAAAAAAAAAAACAUUAUUGGGGAAAACAAAGUUGUGUAUCUUAUUUGGGGGGUUAUUAUGAUUUUCCUUUUCUCUUUAAUCUAUGAAUAAUAAUGCUUGAGUAUUUAAAGAUUAACCAAUGCCAGUGCUGUGAAGUCGUAGUUGUUGUCUUCAUAUAUAGUCACCCAGCUUACCGUGUAUGCUGACAUAAAGCAUUCAUCUAUCUAUAUGGAUGUAUAUGACUUGUAGAAUAUCAAACGCAGAGGAAAAGAAAAACAUAUACUACGAGUGCAAACCAAUGGAUAAAACUGAUGCUAGAGGUCAACAGCACAGGAUCACCUGCGAUACAGCUGAUCCAUAGUAUCCAGUUGAACAAACAACCCUCUUGCCUUCUGUAACGUUCCUUGAAAUUAGAAUUUCUUCUUGACAGAAACACAAGAGGCCCUGAAUAGCGAUCUACAGGUACGCCUCCUUAGUCCUGUUUGAUGAUUGUUUUCUUCUCCCUUCAGUUUUGUCCAGCACAUCUACACCUAUGUUGUGUGUUGUAUUGACUCGAUACAUCAACUGAGUGCUUUUAAGGACUGCAUUCUGGAGAAAAGAGAGGCUGUGAUCAAUAGAGACAUGCUAUCUUUUCGAAACGGUCAAGUCGUAGAACAAUUAUCUGAAGCUGGUAACUCACUGGAAGAGCGUUCUUCUCUCCCUGAAGAUAUACAGUGUAAUAACAGACAUGUCAGUUACUUAAAAUGCAGUAAAAUCACAUCAGUUCAUGUUGAAACUA
This is a messenger RNA of Onychostoma macrolepis, 3332 nucleotides long. It is a transcript of the gene stau2, whose product is annotated as staufen double-stranded RNA binding protein 2. The record is from RefSeq and is a predicted model, not a curated record. NCBI's taxonomy places the organism in Eukaryota, Metazoa, Chordata, Actinopteri, Cypriniformes, Cyprinidae. The transcript has 15 exons. The coding region runs from base 169 to 2223 and encodes 684 amino acids.